Messenger RNA from Heterobilharzia americana, 948 nucleotides. Lineage: Eukaryota; Metazoa; Platyhelminthes; Trematoda; Strigeidida; Schistosomatidae. The record is from the annotation of a GenBank genome assembly.
AUGAUUGCUCUGCAUACUUUAGAAACAUACAACAUUCAAAACAUUUCAAUAAACAACACAUCAAAUAUAAACAAUUCAGUCAUGUCACUCGUUAAUUCAGAAAAAGUGGAACUCCAACCAGGUCUAAUUGCCUUAGUAUCACUGAUGGCCUUCAUACUCCUAAUUAUGAUUGCAACAUUGUUACUACCAAAAUCAAUUCAAGAUAAUAUUUUCCAAUUAAUUUUGAACCAGACUCCAGAUCAAACAUUUAAUUAUAUUGAUGUGGGUCUAUAUAAAACUAGACAUUCUAUAUACCGUAAAGAAGUUUACUCAUUAGCCAUGCAAGGCAAUCAAUAUAAGAAAAAGGAUGAGGGACAUACACUACUUAGUAAUAAUAAGAGUAUUAGUUCACUUAAGUGUAAAGGCACUAGUCAAUUAAAACCAAUGGCGACAAAGUCAGUCAUCGCGUCCGUUUCAGUUCCAGAAGACUAUGACAAAUUUGAUCAGUGUUCAUGUUCAACUUCAGUGUGUAAAUCAACACUGUCCUCAUACAGUUGCCAUGCUCAACAUGACUGUCUUCAAAUGGAAAAUGAAAAAUCAGUGAUAUUUUCUAAAGAUAGCUGCUCUUUUGGUAGUCAUAACAACGAUAAAAUUAUAGGUAGUAAUAUUAACAAUGAUAAUUAUAACCAUAUUAGAUAUGAUAGCUAUACGUAUGCCAACAGUCGGCGCAAUUCAACUUCAAAUUUAACUAAAGAGGAUUUUUUUACUUAUGACACAAUAAAUUUGUUAUCAUCAUCAUUAAACACUAGAUACUCACUACCUGUACGUUUUACUCAAAGUAGCCAAAGCAUUAAUGCAUUCAACAGACUUCCACUCACUUCAGUAUCCCCGAAAUCAAAACAACCAUCAAUGUUAAAUAAACGUGUUCGAUUGCAACUAUCAGAUAACUUUAUUGAUAGAUGUAAAUAG